ACCUGGGAGGGUGACUCCCUUCCAUUCCCAGCACUAUGCCAGGCACUGUGGCGACACUGCGGUUCCAGCUGCUGCCCCCCGAGCCAGAUGAUGCCUUCUGGGGUGCACCCUGUGAGCAGCCCCUGGAGCGCAGGUACCAGGCACUGCCGGCCCUCGUCUGCAUCAUGUGCUGUUUGUUUGGAGUCGUCUACUGCUUCUUCGGUUACCGCUGCUUCAAGGCAGUGCUCUUCCUCACUGGGUUGCUGUUUGGCUCGGUGGUCAUCUUCCUGCUGUGCUACCGAGAGCGGGUGCUGGAGACGCAGCUGAGUGCCGGGGCAAGUGCAGGCAUCGCACUGGGCAUUGGGCUGCUCUGCGGGCUGGUGGCCAUGCUGGUGCGCAGCGUGGGCCUCUUCCUGGUUGGGCUGCUGCUCGGUCUGCUGCUCGCUGCUGCCGCCCUGCUGGGCUCCGCGCCCUACUACCAGCCGGGCUCCGUGUGGGGCCCACUGGGGCUGCUGCUGGGGGGCGGCCUACUCUGUGCCCUGCUCACACUGCGCUGGCCCCGACCACUCACCACCUUGGCCACCGCCGUGACUGGUGCUGCGCUCAUUGCCACUGCCGCCGACUACUUUGCCGAGCUGCUGCUGCUGGGGCGCUAUGCGGUGGAGCGCCUGCGUGCCGCCCCCGUACCCCCCCUCUGCUGGCGGAGCUGGGCCCUGCUGGCACUUUGGCCCCUGCUCAGCCUGAUGGGCGUUCUGGUGCAGUGGCGGGUGACAGCCGAGGGGGACUCCCACACGGAAGUGGUCAUCAGCCGGCAGCGGCGACGCGUGCAGCUGGUGCGGAUUCGGCAGCAGGAGCAGCGCAAAGAGAAGCGGAGGAAGAAGAGACCCCCUCGGGCACCGUCCAGAGGUCCCCGGGCACCUCCAAGGCCCGGGCCCCCUGACCCGGCUUAUCGGCGCAGGCCGGUGCCCAUCAAACGCUUCAACGGAGAUGUCCUCUCCCCGAGCUACAUCCAGAGCUUCCGGGACCGGCAGACCGGGAGCUCACUGAGCUCCUUCAUGGCCUCGCCCACAGAUGCGGACUAUGAGUAUGGGUCUCGGGGGCCGCUGACAGCCUGUUCAGGGCCCCCUGUGCGGGUAUAG
This is a messenger RNA of Enhydra lutris kenyoni (northern sea otter), 1118 nucleotides long. RefSeq names its product transmembrane protein 198. Gene Ontology annotation, cellular component: cytoplasmic vesicle; plasma membrane. Lineage: Eukaryota; Metazoa; Chordata; Mammalia; Carnivora; Mustelidae. The transcript has 4 exons. The coding region runs from base 36 to 1118 and encodes 360 amino acids. Gene Ontology annotation, biological process: positive regulation of canonical Wnt signaling pathway. The record is from RefSeq and is a predicted model, not a curated record.